AAAACUCAUCCGUGUGUCCGUGAUCAAGACAUCAAACGUAAACAAAAUAAAGAUAGUGACACAAAAUCAAGCCUGUCUUUCCAGUGGGACAACAAUUCUUCGUUUCAAAACUUACGUCCUUCUCUUCGUGCCCGCAAUCGUCCCCGAUAGGAAGCAAGGAAAGGAUUUAGCACCUCAAGACACCGGAUACGGAGCAGACGAUGCAAACGCCCGGAGGCUGUAAAGCGUUUACCAGGGUGCAAGUCCUCCACCAACAGCUUACUGCCUUCGCCAGCCCUUCAAUAAAACGUCCUGAGCGGAAAGAUACCGGAGCCUGGGCGAAGCUAUAAUAAAUAGCCACCAUUCUUUAGCUUCGUAAAGCAACGUCUUCUCAAACAUCAUCGGAACGCAAAUCGAAGGGCGGAAAGAUUGUGUUUAGAAGAGACCAGACACAAACCACGGGCAACCCCGGGUACAUGGUUGGAGGACGACACUAAAAACAGGCUUCGCGAUGGAUUGGAUUAUUAACGAUGAGCUUGGGCUCACGGUGGGUCAUCUGGUGGGGUGGACGUCUGCAUCAUUUAUGGUCGUCGGAGGAGUGUUGCCGUACAUUCCGCAAUAUCGGCAAAUCAAACAGACGCAAGACCCGGAAGGGUUCUCCCUCCACGUUUGCCUUGCACUUCUGGUGGCCAACACACUGCGAAUACUCUUCUGGUUUUCCAGCCGCUACGAGCUUCCACUGCUGGUGCAGAGUGUGGUGAUGAACAUAACCAUGUUCCUGAUGAUACACCUGUGCGUGAAGGUGCGCCGGAACAAUGCGAUCAUGCGUAUGCGGGAGCGUGUCUUUUCAGGAACGGAUGGGGUCAUUAGCGAGGUGGUCGGCAAGAGUGGUGAAGGUGGUGUAAUUAACAUUCGCAGAUCAUCGAGCACCAAUCUCACUGCGACGGCCGCCGGUGCCAAUGCAACGACCUCGACAACGGUCACGGCCAAUCUCAACAACACCACCAGCAUCGGUAUCGGAUCGGCCCUGGUAACGCAACCGUCGGACGUUGGUGGGCAGUCACGAACGCUGAAGAAAUCGCGAUCUCGUCACUAUAUCCUGGACUUCGAUUCGCGUUACUUCUGGCAGUGGACGGAUUUCCAGUCGUACCUCGAUUUUAUGCUCGUCGUAUGGGCGGUCGGUGCUGUCAUCACGUAUCUGAUGCUUUCCGUUACCUGGUUCAUGGAGACAAUCGGCUUCCUAGCCGUCUUUACCGAGGCAAUGUUAGGCCUUCCACAGUUUGUAAGGAACUAUAAAAAUAAAUCUACCCAUGGGAUGAGCAUCUGCAUGGUGAUCAUGUGGACUGCUGGUGAUAUGUUUAAGACUGGUUACUUUAUUUUAAGACAUGCACCCACACAAUUCUGGAUCUGCGGUACGCUGCAGGUCAGCUUAGAUCUCGCUAUAUUGCUACAGGUCUACAUUUAUCGUAAGAAUCCCGCACCACGUAAUGCGCAUCGUGGCGAUUAGCAGUUUGCCCCCCAAAAUAUAACUAUUCAAGGCA
Messenger RNA from Anopheles moucheti, 1520 nucleotides. RefSeq names its product solute carrier family 66 member 2. Gene Ontology annotation, cellular component: endosome; trans-Golgi network. The record is from RefSeq and is a predicted model, not a curated record. Bases 491 to 1486 code for a protein of 331 amino acids. Gene Ontology annotation, biological process: phospholipid translocation; retrograde transport, endosome to Golgi. Lineage: Eukaryota; Metazoa; Arthropoda; Insecta; Diptera; Culicidae. The transcript is spliced from 6 exons.